CUGAUUAGAGAAAAAAUACUAACAAGACAUUUAAAAUUAUGUGACUAUGUCAGUUUAGAAAUCAAAAAAGAAUACUUUGGAUUUACAUUUCAAGAGCCAGAAAAAAGAAAUUCAGCAACCAAUAUAAAUAAUUUAAAUUGCUUUACUAUUGAUAAAAUUAAUUUAAAAGAUGAAUUUUGGGAAAACUUAUUUGAAAAUAAUGAAAAUGACUUAGAUUUAAUUGAUGAUUUAGAAGAAGAAAUAGAAGAAUUAAAUAUUAAUUAUGAUGAAAAUCAAAAUAGUGAUAAUCAGUAUAGUGAUGAUUUAUAUAGUGAUGAUCUAUAUACUUAA
Racocetra fulgida is the source of this 330-nucleotide messenger RNA. NCBI's taxonomy places the organism in Eukaryota, Fungi, Glomeromycota, Glomeromycetes, Diversisporales, Gigasporaceae. The record is from the annotation of a GenBank genome assembly.